Molecule: messenger RNA, 1674 nt
Organism: Cynara cardunculus var. scolymus (artichoke)
Lineage: Eukaryota; Viridiplantae; Streptophyta; Magnoliopsida; Asterales; Asteraceae
Product: R-linalool synthase QH5, chloroplastic-like
Exons: 7
Coding region: 1-1674 (557 amino acids)
Biological process (GO): diterpenoid biosynthetic process
Molecular function (GO): magnesium ion binding; terpene synthase activity
Source: RefSeq, a predicted model, not a curated record
AUGGCUGAUCAUGCAACUACUACUACUACUAAUAAGCCACCUGUUGUUAGACGAUCAGCAAACUAUCCCCCUUCACAGUGGUCCUAUGAUUAUCUCCAGUCACUCAACACCACCAACUAUGUCGAUGAAAAAUGCAAGACAGCAUCACAAGCUUUAAAAGAAACUGUGAGGACGAUGAUCUCUAAUGAAUCAGCAGCGGAGAACCCGUUGAGUACACUUGAAUUAGUUGAUGACUUGCAGAGGCUUGGAAUAUCAUAUCACUUCCAAGAUGAAAUAAACAAUGUGUUGAAGACGAUUUACAAUUCCAACUAYSAAAGUCAUGACAAGUGGAACGGAAUGGAUUUGAACCUGAAAUCCCUCGGCUUUAGACUCUUACGACAACAUGGUUAUCGUAUCCCUCAAGAAAUAUUUGAGGACAUCAAGGAUGAGACAGGAAACAUCAAGGCCCAUAUACGUGAAGACAUUGUAGGAAUGCUUAACCUGUAUGAGGCUUCAUUUCUUGCUACCGAGGAUGAAAAUAUACYGGAUGAAGCCAGGGAAUUCACAACCAAAUGUCUCAAAGAAAAGAUGGAGAAGAAGAGCAUUGUUGAUGCAAGUAUGUCGAUGUUAGUAAGUCAUGCCUUGGAGCUUCCAUUGCAUUGGACGAUUCAAAGGUUUGAGGCAAUAUGGUUUAUAGAAACAUACAGGAGGAGAAGUCACAUGAAACCCUUGUUGUUAGAGCUUGCUGAAUUGGACUUCAACAUUGUGCAAGAAAUACACCAAGAAGAUCUAAAGUACUCAUCAAGGUGGUGGAAUCGUCUAGGUUGGGACAAGAAGCUGAGCUUUGCUCGAGACAGGUUGGUGGAGAGUUUUAUGUGGUCUGUUGGUUCGCGUUACGAACCAUCAUUUGGUGUUGUAAGGAGAAACAUCACAAAGCUUAUUUCCCUAGUAAAUGUGAUAGACGAUGUCUACGAUGUAUAUGGUACUUUGGAUGAACUCGAACAAUUCACCCAAGUUGUCAAAAGAUGGGACAUCAAUGCCAUGGAAGAACUUCCUGUUUACAUGAAGAUAUGCUUCCUUGGAUUCUACAACACCAUCAAUGAGAUGGCAUACAACACCUUGRCAGACCAAGAAUCCCUUGUUAUACCUUCUGUGAAAAAAGCGUGGGCAGAUUACUGUGAAGCAAACCUGGUGGAGGCACGGUGGUUCAACAGCGGAUACACACCAACGCUUGAAGAGUACUUGAACAACUCGUGUAUUACCAUUUCAGUUCUUGUAAUAAUUUCAAAUGCYUAUUUCUUCGCUUCAAGKGAUGACGAKAUUAAUGCUAACGACGCCUUGCRCAACGUACUUCACUUGUCUGCUAUGAUUUUACGUCUUACUGAUGACCUGGGAACAUCAUCGGCGGAGCUUAAAAGAGGUGAUGUUCCAAAAUCAGUGGAGUGUUACAUGCAUGAAACGGGUGCUYCUGAAGAGAAAGCCAGGGAAUAUGUACACAAGUUGAUCAUCGAGACAUGGAAAAAGCUAAAUAAAGAGAAAAUGGCCCUCAAAACUCCAUCUUCUCGCAUAUUUGGCGAAUGUGCAGCAAAUCUUGGCAGGAUGGGGCACUUUACGUACCAGCGUGGGGAUAUAUUUGGUUCGCCAGAUGAUCUGUAUAAAUCUCAUGAAAUUUCCUUGCUUUUUACUCSCAAAUAA